Molecule: messenger RNA, 609 nt
Organism: Octopus sinensis (East Asian common octopus)
Lineage: Eukaryota; Metazoa; Mollusca; Cephalopoda; Octopoda; Octopodidae
Product: stress response protein NST1-like
Exons: 1
Coding region: 1-609 (202 amino acids)
Source: RefSeq, a predicted model, not a curated record
AUGAAUCGGUACGAUGAAUUAGUACGACGCACAGAUGAAUCGGUACGACGUAAAGAUGAAUCGGUACGAAGCAAAGAUGAAUCGGUACGACGCAAAGAUGAAUUAGUACGACGCAAAGAUGAAUCGGUACGACGCAAAGAUGAAUUAGUACGACGUAAAGAUGAAUCGGUACGACGCAAAGAUGAAUCGGUACGACGUAAAGAUGAAUUAGUACGACGUAAAGAUGAAUUAGUACGACGCACAGAUGAAUCGGUAGGACGUAAAGAUGAAUCGGUACGAAGCAAAGAUGAACCGGUACGACGCAAAGAUGAAUUAGUACGACGCAAAGAUGAAUCGGUACGACGCAAAGAUGAAUUAGUACGACGUAAAGAUGAAUCGGUACGACGUAAAGAUGAAUCGGUACGACGCAAAGAUGAAUUAGUACGACGCAAAGAUGAAUCUGUACGACGUAAAGAUGAAUCGGUACAACGUAAAGAUGAAUCGGUACGAUGCAAAGAUGAAUCGGUACAACGUAAAGAUGAAUUAGUACGACGUAAAGAUGAAUCGGUACGACGUAAAGAUGAAUCAUGGAACGCUGGAUGUGGCGAAUAUCACGCACAGUUAAAAUAG